This is a messenger RNA of Physella acuta, 3467 nucleotides long. RefSeq lists its product as uncharacterized. The record is from RefSeq and is a predicted model, not a curated record. Lineage: Eukaryota; Metazoa; Mollusca; Gastropoda; Physidae.
AUUAAAUCGUGACUUGAAAAAAAAGGAGUUUUUAAAAAUUUUAGUAUUAAUAUCGGCUACACCAACUUGAAUGUUGAACAUUGUAGAAGUAGUUCACUGAGCGGUCACAAUGUUUUCCCCUGCUCUCCUAACGUUGCUCCUUGUGGGUGCCAUCACUGGCAUGCCCGUCCAAGAGGACAUUUCCGGCACCAUCACCAUCCAGAUCCGUUCUGAGGAAGCCCAAAUUCCGGAGGACAUUUCUGCUACCAUCUCAGUCAACUUCAGGGCUGAUGAAGUGCAGAAAAGAGAGGAGGACAUCUCAGGUACCAUCACCAUCACCAUUAAGGCUCUGGACGGAUGGAGUACCACAUCAAUCCUUCCCGCUGUGUUCUCUAAGAGAGAUGGACAGGACAUUACUGGAACCAUCACCAUCCAAAUCAAAUCUCAAGAAGAACAGAAAAGAGAUAACAUGGAAGAUAUCUCCGGUACAAUCACCAUUACCAUCAAGUCACAGGAAGCAUGGACCGACUACAUUGGACCAGCCCUCCAAAUCGCUCAAGUUGUUGCACCUUUGAUUGGCAAGAAAGAAAUUUCUCAAGAAGCGUGGACUGACUACAUUGCUCCAGCCCUUCAAAUCGCAACCACCCUUGCUCCACUAAUUGGAAAAAAAGAUCUUACUCAAGAAGGCUGGACUGACUUCAUUGCACCAGCUAUCCAGAUUGCAACAACCGUUGCACCUUUACUGCUCGGCAAGAAAGAACUAACGCAAGAAGCUUGGACUGACUACAUUGGACCAGCCCUCCAAGUUGCACAAGUUGUGGCACCUCUUCUAAUCGGCAAAAAAGAUCUUGAAGAGUCAUGGACUGAUUUCAUUGGACCAGCUAUUCAAAUCGCAACUGCAGUUGCACCUUUAAUUGGAAAGAAAGAGGUCUCACUACAGGCAUGGACUGAUUUCAUUGGACCAGCUAUUCAAAUCGGAACUGCACUUUUACCCUUAGUUGGAAAGAAAGAGAUCUCACAAGAGGCAUGGACUGAUUUCAUUGGACCAGCUAUUCAAAUCGGAACUGCACUUUUACCCUUAGUUGGAAAGAAAGAGAUCUCACAAGAGGCAUGGACUGAUUUCAUUGGACCAGCUCUUCAAAUUGGAACUGCACUUUUACCCUUAGUUGGAAAGAAAGAGAUCUCACAAGAGGCAUGGACUGAUUUCAUUGGACCAGCUAUUCAAAUCGGAACUGCACUUUUACCCUUAGUUGGAAAGAAAGAGAUCUCACAAGAGGCAUGGACUGAUUUCAUUGGACCAGCUAUUCAAAUCGGAACUGCACUUUUACCCUUAGUUGGAAAGAAAGAGAUCUCACAAGAGGCAUGGACUGAUUUCAUUGGACCAGCUAUCCAAAUCGGAACUGCACUUUUACCCUUAGUUGGAAAGAAAGAGAUCACACAAGAGGCAUGGACUGAUUUCAUUGGACCAGCUAUUCAAAUCGGAACUGCACUUUUACCCUUAGUUGGAAAGAAAGAGAUCUCACAAGAGGCAUGGACUGAUUUCAUUGGACCAGCUAUUCAAAUCGGAACUGCACUUUUACCCUUAGUUGGAAAGAAAGAGAUUUCACAAGAAGCAUGGACUGAUUUCAUUGGACCAGCUAUUCAAAUCGGAACUGCACUUUUACCCUUAGUUGGAAAGAAAGAGAUCUCACAAGAGGCAUGGACUGAUUUCAUUGGACCAGCUAUUCAAAUCGGAACUGCACUUUUACCCUUAGUUGGAAAGAAAGAGAUCUCACAAGAGGCAUGGACUGAUUUCAUUGGACCAGCUCUUCAAAUCGGAACUGCACUUUUACCCUUAGUUGGAAAGAAAGAGAUCUCACAAGAGGCAUGGACUGAUUUCAUUGGACCAGCUAUUCAAAUCGGAACUGCACUUUUACCCUUAGUUGGAAAGAAAGAGAUUUCACAAGAGGCAUGGACUGAUUUCAUUGGACCAGCUAUCCAAAUCGGAACUGCACUUUUACCCUUAGUUGGAAAGAAAGAGAUCUCACAAGAGGCAUGGACUGAUUUCAUUGGACCAGCUAUUCAAAUCGGAACUGCACUUUUACCCUUAGUUGGAAAGAAAGAGAUCUCACAAGAAGCCUGGACUGAUUUCAUUGGACCAGCUAUUCAAAUCGGAACUGCACUUUUACCCUUAGUUGGAAAGAAAGAGCUCUCACAAGAAGAGGUAUGGACUGACUACAUUGCACCAGCCCUCCAAAUUGCUCAAAUUGUGACCCCACUUAUCACUGGCAAGAAAGAACUGACCGAGGAAGCUUGGACUGACUACAUUGCACCAGCCCUCCAAAUUGCUGAAGUCGUUGCACCACUUAUCAUUAAUGGCAAGAGAGAACUUACCCAAGAAGUAUGGACUGACUACAUUGCACCAGCCCUCCAAAUUGCUCAAAUUGUUACACCACUUAUCACUGGCAAGAAAGAACUGACCGAGGAAGCUUGGACUGACUACAUUGCACCAGCCCUCCAAAUUGCUGAAGUUGUUGCACCACUUAUCAUUAAUGGCAAGAGAGAACUUACCCAAGAAGUAUGGACUGACUACAUUGCACCAGCCCUCCAAAUUGCUCAAAUUGUUACCCCACUUAUCACUGGCAAGAAAGAACUUACCGAGGAAGCUUGGACUGACUACAUUGCACCAGCCCUCCAAAUUGCUCAAAUUGUUACCCCACUGAUCACUGGCAAGAAAGAACUGACCGAGGAAGCUUGGACUGACUACAUUGCACCAGCCCUCCAAAUUGCUCAAAUUGUUACCCCACUUAUCACUGGCAAGAAAGAACUGACCGAGGAAGCAUGGACUGACUACAUUGCACCAGCCCUCCAAAUUGCUCAAAUUGUUACCCCACUUAUCACUGGUAAGAAAGAACUGACUGAGGAAGCUUGGACUGACUACAUUGCACCAGCCCUCCAAAUUGCUCAAAUUGUUACCCCACUUAUCACUGGCAAGAAAGAACUGACCGAGGAAGCUUGGACUGACUACAUUGCACCAGCCCUCCAAAUUGCUGAAGUCGUUGCACCACUUAUCAUUAAUGGCAAGAGAGAACUUACCCAAGAAGUAUGGACUGACUACAUUGCACCAGCCCUCCAAAUUGCUCAAAUUGUUACCCCACUUAUCACUGGCAAGAAAGAACUGACCGAGGAAGCUUGGACUGACUACAUUGCACCAGCCCUCCAAAUUGCUCAAAUUGUUACCCCACUUAUCACUGGCAAGAAAGAUCUUACCGAGGACGUAUGGACUGACUACAUUGGACCAGUUUUAGCUAUUUCGUAAUUUUUUCUACCAUACAAAAAAUUCUUUGUGAAUUUAUAACUAUAAACACCUCGUGUUUAUAAAAACAAAACAAAAAUCCCAUUAUUUUAAUAUGGUUGCAAAAUGUUAAAACUAUGAAAACAAAUACGUAAUAGUGACCAGUGUAAAGAAUUAUUGCUCUAAAAAUAUUUAAUAAAAGCGAUUAAAAAUA